Molecule: messenger RNA, 1707 nt
Organism: Diaporthe citri
Lineage: Eukaryota; Fungi; Ascomycota; Sordariomycetes; Diaporthales; Diaporthaceae
Exons: 2
Coding region: 1-1707 (568 amino acids)
Biological process (GO): lipid storage; lipid droplet organization
Cellular component (GO): endoplasmic reticulum membrane
Source: RefSeq, a predicted model, not a curated record
AUGGCACCGUUGCCGAAUUGCAGCAUGAGCUGUAUUGGGGAUUCUGAGGACGAGGCCCGCUGGGCGGCCCUUGGGGAAGAAGCCCCAGGCGGCGAGAGCGAUGACCCCUGGCAGGACCACCACAAUGACGUCGAGCCAAAUUCCCCAACUUUUGACCUCCCUUCGCGACCGCGUCCCAACUCCAUUCUUCACCCAGCCCGACCCGCGAUCCAAAACCACAGGAGCAGCCUCCCAGCUCAUCACCACAACCAGGACCGGGACCAGGCCCCGGUCAAUGCCCACGCCUAUGCCCAGGCCCAGGCUCCGAACACGUCGCCCUCCUUCCUGUCCUCGACUCCCCCGCCGUCGUCCUCUCCCGCGGACGCAUUCAACCAGCCUGGGGGCCCGCGAUCCCGCUGCUCAAGCCUCGCCCGCCACCAGUGUCUGCUGGCGGCGCGCAGGACCAUGGACUACAUCAACGACAGCGUCGAGUACGCGAGGGGCACGUACAACGCGGUUGUCGAUAUCGUCAACACCGUCUACAAUGCCGUCACGUCCAAGACCGCGCAACGCACCGUGCUGACGACCUUGCUGUUUGCAUUCCUGUCUUCCGUCCUGUUUGGAUUCGCCUGUGUGGGAUACCUCGCGUUCUAUCACGAGUACCUACCGGAUCAGGUCAUGACCGUACCAGUGCAUCUACAGUAUGGGUACGAGCUCAACCCCUACGGCGUCGCCUCCCUGUCUGGCGCCAACUUCAAAGACUACCAAGACUACGAUAUCUCCGUGACGCUGAAACUGCCCAACUCGCCCACCAACCUCGCCCGCGGCAACUUCAUGCUCGCGCUACACCUCCUCGACAACGCCCAGGCCCCGGCCAGCAAGAUCACGUCGACAGCGACGGGGAAACACCCAAUGCCCACCGUCGUCCCGGCGCCCCAGAGCGUCCUCGCCGACAGGAACAUCCUCUUCACGUCCACCAGGCCGGCCAUCAUCCCGUACACCGACCCCUUGGUCUCCCUCGCGAAGCGCGUGCUCCUCCUGGCCUACCACGUCUUCGUCCCCGCGUCCGAGACGACGAAGCUCGUGGUGCCCAUGGUCGAGAGGCUCGAGUUCCGCCCGGGCAAGAUGAUGCCCACGGGCCUGGUGCUGGACGUCCAGGCCGGCCAGGGCCUGCAGGUCUACGACGUGCUCGUCACCGUCACGGCGCAGCUGGGCGGCCUGCGCUGGUUCAUGCACACCUGGUGGAUCACCAGCUUCGUGCUGUUCACGGCGCUGUUCUGGGUGUCCGAGGUGUUCUUCCUCGCUGCCACGGCGGUGGCCGCCAAGGUUCUCUGGAGCGUCGUCUUCGGAGGUGGCAGCCGAGGCGGGACUCCCCCGGGUCUGAUAAAGGAGGAGGAAGGCCGCAACCCUCGGAUCAAGCAGGAGGGCCACGGCCGCGGCAAGGCGCUCGACGACGUGCCCAUGACGUUCCCUACGUCCUCGCAGCAGCCCCCACUCCGCUAUGAGCCGGAGUCGGGGCACGCUAGCGCCGUCGAGGGGGCCCUCCCGCAGCAGCCGCAGGCCGACGUCGGCGGCGAGGCGGACGUCGAGGACGAGGCGUUCGGGGAUGAGUACCGCGAGGAGGACCCGCAGGGGCGAGAUUCGGGCAUCGGGACGAGCUUCAGCGAGAGGGACAGCGCUGGGAACGUGAGGAGGAGGACAUCUUUGAGGAGGCUGGCCGGUAACUGA